Molecule: messenger RNA, 3036 nt
Organism: Amyelois transitella
Lineage: Eukaryota; Metazoa; Arthropoda; Insecta; Lepidoptera; Pyralidae
Exons: 3
Coding region: 205-1095 (296 amino acids)
Source: RefSeq, a predicted model, not a curated record
GCAUUCACAUUGCUUGCUAUUGCUCGCUCGUCGAAAGAAAAGUCAUCUCAUCAAAGCAUCAAACUGCCUAUUUUUCCCUAAUUGAAUAUUUUGAGACUGUUGGAUUCCACAAUAUCUUCAUUUUCUGUUUAUAAGGAACUAAAUCUAUUCAUUUGUAUUUAUGAGUGGUAUUUUUGAUAACUUUCCCCGUUUUCAUUUCGUAUCAUGAUAAUUCGGUGCGGGCUCUUGUUAUUGUUUUUGAGUUUUGUGAAGACGACUGAAAAUCAUCCAAAUCAGGAUGAAUUGGUUGGGAGUAGUGAUUUGGAGAGGAUAUUUUCAUAUUCAUUUUGGCCUUCUGUGCACAAUGGAGCAAAGAUGAUGAAGUUAAGAAAACGGCAAGUUCAAGAUCCGAAAGUUUUAAAUGAAGCAGGUGACGUAAAAUCUACAGGCAAUUCUUCUGCUAAUCCAACAGUUCCUAUUCAGCCUAGUGAUGAAAUCCAUAAAUCAAAUCUUACUCCUAAGCUGGAUACCUCCAUAACAGUGAAUUCAACAUCAAACAACCAAAGUGCUGUAUCUACACAAAACUUAGGCAACACAACUGACAAAGUUGUGAUGCCGGCAAUGCCUGAGGAUGAAACAAAGCAUAAUGGGACCACUACAAAAACUAUGCCUGCAGAUUUAAAUAAUCCAGGAGUCUUAACUCGUGCUUUAAUAGUCUUUGGUGGAUUUGCAUUGAUGGCCGGAGCUUACUUAAUAUUUUAUAGGAGAAAGGGUAAAAAUAAUGACACCAAUAGUACACACGGAAUUAACGAUGCCAACCAGUUCAGAUACGGUAUCCUCCAGUCAGAUGACCGGAGAGAUAACUUGGAACUAUCACGAGUGCCAUUAACCAUGGAAUCUGAUGAGGAUGAAGAAGAUGACUUGGAGAUAUUUGACCUUGAGCAAAAGAAGAAGUCACUUUCAUAUGUGAAUCUACAGACUAAUGAUGAAGAUGUCGUGUUUUCCUCUGAAAAUAAUAGACAAAAUGACAGAGACAAUUUAUUAUUGGACAUUGAAGAUGCCUCAAUAGAUACUUCAAUGGAUUGGGUUAAUAACGGUAACAAGUCUAUAUUAUAAUUUUUCAUUAGGCAAGGAGAUGACACAUAGCGACCGCAUGUCGCCAAUUUAUUUAUUGCGCAUUUAAUUUGUUUGUAUGGUUUAUUUUUUUAACAUGCUGUCCUAUGAUUGUUAAUUGUUGUUUGUGACAGUACUAUAAUGUUUAUUUUUUGACCUAUUACUUUCUAUUUGCAUUUGUCACGUAAUUCAUUUGCAGAAUGUAUAAAAGAAGAGAAUAGAUUUAAAUAAUGGCACACUAAAAAUGGACACUAAUUCUAGGUCAAAACUAUUUUUCAGUUCUCAUUUAUUAAUAACCUCGACAUGUUAUAAACACGCGAAUCUCUCGUAUUGUACUAAUUUUACUCUGUUAUUAUUAGUACACAUUAUUCAAGAGUGCAGUGUUGAGGCCUUCAUAUUUCAACAGUUGAUUUCAUAACUGUAAUCUCUUUGUUUAUGUAAUGUUCCUUCUUGUUUUAGAACAUAAUUUUCUAACAGUAUUUUAAUACAAACAUUUUAUAGGAGUAUUUUAUUAUAAACUCAAAAUUAUUACUUAUAAAAUAUAUGUCUUAGUAGGAACCAGAAAUCGGAAAAAUCUAAUUUUAUUCUUAAUUCCAUGGUAGUGGUAUACAAUACAUAUUUUAGUAAUAGGUAGAUUACCUAUUUUAUACUAAUUUUGCAUACGGAAGCAACAAAAGAUUCUUAAACAAAACGUUUCAACCUGUAGGGUUAUUAAAAAAAAGCAAUGAGAACAUACAAUGUGCCAUUUUUAUCGUAUAUUUUUUUAACUUUUAUAUGACAGGCUGUCAGAGAUACUUAAUUCAUAAAUGCCUACUUACUGUACCGUAAAAUGGGGCUAUUUGGUACAAGAUUUGGUAAAAAACAAUUUUUUUAACGACUUUAUGUUUAAAUAAUCCUGUUUUGAUGAUUAAUUUGGACAGAUUUUGAAGUGGCGUUUCCGGAACUAUUAUUUUCAAACGUAUAUUGAUUAAAAUUCCGAAGAUAGCCUGUUUUAUAAGCGCUGUUCCAAUUUUCGCAAUUUUGGGGCUAUCUGGAAAUCGACACAAAAUGUUUAAUAUUUCAGUAAAAUGUAGGCCAGUUUUAAUUUGAAUCAGUUUGGCGAUAAUCAGAACAUUGAUAGUGUGUACCUGGCUAUAUGUCUAUAGUGCUCUUGUUCAAUUUUGUUGUAAAAUCUUGCACUAUAAUAAUAAUAAUAAUAAAGGCGUCGGAACGUGACGACCCCAUCGCCCCCUGGGUCACCUUCCCAGUGCAAUCAGUCUCCGCAGGGCAGCUUGUGGCGAGCUGUUGGGGAGUAGCGACCCCACGGACCUGAGUGCUCCCAGGGGAGGCCCCUGUUCCUCGCCUCCGAUCUUCCUUCGCCAAGGUCGGAGUGGAAACCGAUGAGGGACAGGACCCCUACCUCUGGCUUGCCUUAACCGGCCGGUCAGAGUGGAGUCGCGAGAGCUAUAGGCUCGAAGGAUGGAAGUGUAAAAUGUCAUAACGCCGGGGGUGCCUGACUGGAUCACCACGAUUUCACGCCCCGCAGUCUCACCUCUCGACAUCCUUAGCCACCCACGCCGAUGUUGCCCCUUUGUUGCCAAUCAUGGUGACUGAUUUGAGGGGCCCAUUUAGUGAGUGGCGAGUCACCACCUGCCACAUAAUAGUCACGUAUUCAUGAUUAUGGCAGGUGUCCGAACUUCUCCAACAAUAGCCCAGUUUAAAUCCAUCCAAACGUCAACUCCAUAACCCAUAAUCCUUUUCCUUAUUUUGUAAUAGCUCCACCUCCUGCCGAGACCUGUUCAUGGACAUAUCAUCUAUUGAUAUGCCCGGGAACGGGUUUUGGCAGGAGAACAACAUAACAUCAACUUCUCCAAAGGGCCUCUACGUGUUGGAUUUAUAUCCCCACGCAAGCCUCUCAAAAAUCCGGGGUGUAUAGACCCGUGAAAUCUAAGAGGAGAAACAUAA